CACACGCAUAUACCCUCCAAAACUUCCAAUUUGCUUUAAAAUGUCAAACCAAAACCCCUCCUCAGAGUUCAUGGCUGAUGUAGCCAACGACUCCAACCCCUCCACAUCAACGAAGAUAAAAGAAGCGCUCAAAAAACCCUUCCGCAACGACAGCACAGAAGAGGCCAAGGGGCACGGGCCGCUGGAAAAGACGGACGGCCAUGGACAUGUUGCGGGCACGAAUGUGGAGGUGCGGGCGGAGACGACGAUGGAUCGGAUUAGUAAUGUGACGAGGACGUGAGGGGGGUAGGGAGGUGGGAAGAUAGAGAUAGAGAUAGGGAUAGGUGGGAGGUGAACGAGAGUAGACUAAUGACCAAGGUUGGAAUGAUUCGUAGGCGCUAAAAACACCGCUAUGUGAAGAGAGUGUGGAGACAAGAGUAUGAGACGUGUCGGGAGCGACAGACCAUGGGUCGAUCCAAGGAGACCGACAUGUAUAACCCGCAAUGACAUGAACCCGGACUUCCUUGCUGGCAAUUUAUUCGCAUCCACCACCAUGCUCACUCCACGUUACAUCAUUUCUUACCUCUUCUUCUCCCUCACACCGCCAACGUCCAACCCCGCCCUAGCCUCAGCAUCCUCGCGACUAACGACUUUGUGCGCACCACUCCAGAUCCCACACCUCCGCUUGAUCAUCUUCCACGUCUCGAUGGC
This is a messenger RNA of Dothidotthia symphoricarpi CBS 119687, 690 nucleotides long. RefSeq lists its product as uncharacterized. The transcript has 2 exons. The record is from RefSeq and is a predicted model, not a curated record. Lineage: Eukaryota; Fungi; Ascomycota; Dothideomycetes; Pleosporales; Dothidotthiaceae. Bases 41 to 280 code for a protein of 79 amino acids.